UUGAUAAUUAAGUGUUUGCCAGAAAAUGUCAAUUAUCCCCGGACGCUAAGCUCUACAGACAGUGAAGAUUAUAGAGUAUCUAGCUUACGAGUUACAGCGACAAUGGGUGGAUGAAGGCGUGGUGAAUCCUACGGGGACAGAUCAACAUAGCAUCCUUAACAGCGAGACACAUAUACGACAAUAGAAAUUAGUUUAAUUUGCAUUGAUAAAUAAAGUGUUAGUUAAGAAUACACGCUUGAGAGUGGCUGUGGAGAGUCGCGCCAAAGAGAUGUGCUAUCGUGGCUAUGUAUGCAUUCACACUUACAAGGAAAACCCAUAAUUUCCGGCGGCGACCAGCGAGUUACGGUUUGUCAGCGCUUAGUACGUGAGAACAUGGCCAUGAAUCCCGGUGCUGUGAGAGGAGGUCUCCAGUUUCAAACUUCCUAUUUCUGCUCUUGAACAUUGCGUGUUACGUUAACUACUUCAGACUUGUACUUCUGGCCCAUAGUGUAAUUUUGAAUGCGACGAACCAUAGGAGAGGUGCUCCGUAUGUCGGGGUGAUGGAUUUCCUCGUUUGGAGAUUAAUUAUUGGAUAAUAUCAGUGUCAAAAUGUCUUUCUUUGUAUGAUGUUGUGAUCUUGUUUAACAUAUUCUUGCCUCAUACUAAUGCCGUCCAGGGACAACUGUUUCGCAAACAUGGCGACAUAAUUCGAAUGACACCAUGGAUUUACGGAAACUCGUCUCAUUGUGCUUAUUCCUUAUGGCCAUUGUGUCGGCAGCAUGUGCAGCUAUCAAUAACAUCAUAGAUGGGUUUCAAAAGAAUCCCUCCAUCACCUCCCUCCACAUACGGUCUGACAUCCGGUUCCGGUUUGCCACCACCACAGUUUACAGUUCCAUCGCCAACGCCGACAUUGCUGACCACGAGACCACGUUUGACGUCACACUUCCGGACGCUGCUUACAUCACAAACUUUACACUAGAGAUCGGUGGGGUGGUGUAUCCGGGAGUGGUCAAGGAGCGAGAAGCUGCUAAAUCUCAGUACGACAAGGCAAAGAAAAAGGGACAGACAGCCGGCCAUAUCUCUACCAACAAACCCCGAGAUACCAAUCGAUUCAAAGUGUCUGUAAAUGUGGCAGCACAAGCCAAGAUUAAGUUUACUUUGACCUACAACGAACUUCUCCAGCGGCGGCGUGGAAGCUACGAUCACACCAUCUAUAUCCGGCCCAGGCAGAUCGUCAACGACUUCCGGGUGGAAGUUUAUAUUCAGGAAUCUCGCCAAAUCACGUAUCUCCGAGUCCCGCCGUUACGAGAUGAUGUUCUGAUUAACUAUAACAGUAUAGAACAGAAUCGGAUCGCAGAGGUCAGCCGUCCGUCUUCGACAUCCGCUCAUAUCUUAUACGAGCCGUCCGCCCAUGAGCAAAGCCUCGUGUCCCAGCAGGGUCUCUCUGGACUGUUUGUUGUGGAGUAUGACGUCGAUAGACGAUUGGACGCAGGUGACGUUCUGGUUGUCAACGGAUAUUUUGUCCACUUCUUUGCUCCAUAUGGGUUAGAGCGCAUGCGCAGACGAAUCCUGUUUAUCCUGGAUACCAGUGGGUCGAUGGUAGGAAUGAAGAUGAAACAAAUGCAGGCCGCCAUGACAGAAAUCCUGGAUGAUCUACACGAAGGGGACAAAUUCAAUAUCAUUGAGUUUGACGGGGACAUCCAAAAAUGGCAGGACGGCAUGUCGGCUGUUCCUGUCACCCAGGAGUCUAUAGCGUCAGCCAAGCAGUACGUUAAAAAUUUGGUGGCUGAUGGAUGGACGAAUAUAGAUGGCGCUGUGAUGCAGGGUAUCGAGGACGUCCUUGACGACAGUUCGGACGACAGCGUCCCAAUCGUCAUCUUCCUGACGGACGGAGAACCAACAGCUGGCGAAACUAACGUGAACAAAAUCCUCGCCAACAUCAAGGCGCGUAAUACAGACGGUGUUCCCCUCUUCUCGCUCUCCUUUGGCGAAGGAGCAGACUUUGACUUCCUCAAGCGCUUGUCCCUACAGAACAAUGGGUUCGCCCGUAAAAUAUACGAGGCAUCUGACGCCGAUAUUCAACUUACUGGUUUCUACGACGAAGUGUCGUCAGUUCUCGUGUCUAACGUUACAUUCCGUUAUUUAGAUGAUACUGUGAUAAAAAAUACAAUUUCAAAUGUGAUAUUUCCUAAUUAUUUCGCGGGGUCCGAGCUAGUUGUGACCGGUCAGUUGAUGGACACGGCGAUGACCGACAUACCUGUCUCUAUUUUCGGCGAGAGUUCGAACGGCCUCCUGGAAUUGCGUUCCUCUGGUAGUGCUAUACUGAAUGAUGUUGAUGUGACGUCAUUUGAAGGCGAUUCGCAGCCGAACGUGAAUUUCACGGACAUUGCCGAGAAAAUAUGGGCUUAUGUAACUAUUAAGCAACUACUGGACGACCGACUGAGGGAAACUAAUCAGACCAUUCGAGACGAGAUCAAGGAAAGGGCCACGGAAUUGGCACUUAAGUAUAAUUUUGUGACACCCUUGACGUCAAUGGUGGUUACAAAGCCGGAACAGGAGACUAUGGUGGACCCAGACGAGGACGAGAAAACCAAUAAGUCUGCCUGGCAUUCUGGCUCUUCUCCCGGUCAGGCACUCAUCGGCAAGUCGCCCUCUUUUGUGGACAGUGACCCCCAUUUCAUCGUGCACGUCAAGGGCCUGGACACCUCAGUGUGUUUCGACAUCAUGGGACAGCCUGGUGAUCGACUCAAUCUAGUCUCCGACGACGUUUCAGGUAUCAGUGUCACGGCAACCAUAAUAUCAAACAAGGACACUCCAAGGUCACGGAGAAAGAGGAAGGAAGGGUCAAAUGAUCAGGGCAAGGAGACACUAAAGACAUAUAUUGGAGAAAUACAAAUCGAGGGUCUUAAGACGCGUCUAUCCUUUACACCUACAAAUUGGACUAUGGAUGGCCAGUUGUACAAGUGGAGAAGCUCUGAGGCCUUGAAAUCUCACAGGACGAAAGUUGUGACAGACGGAACUGGUCAGCAGAUUGCAAUCAUCUUCCCGAAUAAAGUGCUCCUUCUUGUCAUACGUCACAUGCGAACCAAGUCACAGCUCAGGAUGGGCAAGGUGCCCUUUCUUGGCUUUUAUAUCGUCGAGGAGAAGGGAUUCUCGUGGCACACGCAUGGAAUUCUUGGCCAACUACUGCACAGACGCAUAUCACUGAAAAAGACCAAGAAGAUUGACGGCAAAACAAGGGGCAAACUUCUCGUUAGAGGAAACACGAAGAAGACAAGAAAGUUGACAGCUUCUCUUGGUACUCGCCUUAAUCUAGCUACUAAUAGGGACACACCAUGUUGGAUGGUACAGCGGAACGGCAAGAAACUUUUAGAUGGGAAUUAUAAAGACUAUUUAGUGCGUAAUAAAAAUUCUACUGUCACCACAAAACGCAAGGGACGACGGAAACGAAUCAUGAAGUCGGUAGGCGGUUCAAAGUGAUUCGGAAUAUAAUGGCGACUGUGUAGGGAUUUUUGAUAAUAUAAUGUACGUGAAAUGGUCACACUGUUUUCAAUAGAGAUGUAAAGUGGUUGUGUCAUCUAACACCACAAUGUGUCAUAUUGGUUUGAUAACCUUAUGACGUAGUUCAAUUCCAUAAAUGGUAAGUACUGGCAAAUACAGUCUACUGACUAGACAUGUCAAUUACAUUACUGGUGGAUGACCGAUACGGCUUCAUGGGUUAGCCCAUACCUUCAUUGAUCUUCAUAACUCAUAACUUCUUAUAGUUUGAUGCAUUACAUUUGGCGUUGCACAUUUAACCAUUAUGUUGUACGGUAAAACAUAUGCAAUUUCCGAAUAUAUCGGACGAAUCCUAUUAUUUGAUUGACAUGCAAUGUGCUAUGUAAAUGUGGAAACUGUUUACUGAUUAUCAUUAUUAUGUUUGCGAUAUAUGUCUGCUUUAAAAUAUCUCCUUUAGAUACAGUUAUCGGAUUAUGUCAGAAGCAUAAACACAAUGAAGAGUAGACAUUUGUAUGGGAAUGGUAGAUGUUUACGUCAAUAUCAGGUAAAGGACACGACAAUGCAUCAUAUUGAUGCAGUAAUAGCAUAAAUACACGCCAACCAAAUAUGAGAUAUAUAUAAAAAUCUGGCAAAAACUGAUCACGUGGCGUUGUUAUUCAGAUUCCCAUCGAGGGUUAGAUAGACUAAAAUGACGCACACCAUGUUUAAGGCGACACAAAACAUAUUGUCAGACAUGAAAGUUUCUUGCAUUUGGAGGAUUUCAAUUAAGUAUGAAACCAAUAAUGUCGCGCUUGGUGUAGAAGUUACCACCAAAGGAUGAAUAACUUAAUGCCUUGGGAGCUACUGUUGCGGACCUGACAAUCAAUAUUUAUUGUACUUAUGCAAAACAGACAUUGUUGAUAAUUGCACAUUGAUGUCGAAAUGUAUACAGCGUCCGUCUGAUAUGAUCGGACGAACUUUAUGUUCGUCCUUAAGUGCUUCCUGGUUUCAAAUGAAAAAGUUUUCGAUGAAAAUUUCAGAAACUAAUUUCGUCACAUUCUGAUUGUAUCCACAAUCACCUGCGAUGGUAACACGAUUCGUUUUACAGAAGAUUGACGGCGAAGCUAUGUAUCAGACAUUAUAUUGUUAAUAUGUUAUAUUGUGAAAUGUCUAAAAUGGUUUUGCAGAUUGCAUGACAUAUAUGUUCCAUGCGAAUCCUUCAUCUUGUCACAACAUCUUGUGAUAGUUCGACUGGAAACAAUGGAAUGGUGUCAACAUGAUACUAUAUAUAUACGUAUCUUUGCGCACUCAAAUUUUAUGGCAUAUUCGAAUUUAAACAGAUUAAUUGGCGUAUGCUUCUUUUCCUGGGGUCUGGAUAUAUUCCCUCGGACUGACGUUUAGUUGUUACUACGAAAUAUCAUUACUAAUACGCAUAAUAUAUGUACUGUUAAUUUAGAAUUAUUUGUCAUUUUCACAUGUUUCGUAGUUUGAUUUUUUCGGCAAUAAUGUAAAAUAGCACAGCCUGAAUUUACGUGAUGCAGAACCAAAUUAACCAACUAUUACGCAUUAGUCAUAUCAGGACACUUUAGGCAUACGAAAAGACUUACAAUUUGAUAUUUCUAUCUCCGAUGCAGCUUAUUACGAUGAAAUAAAAUAAUUACGGUUCACUG
This is a messenger RNA of Pecten maximus, 5126 nucleotides long. RefSeq names its product inter-alpha-trypsin inhibitor heavy chain H3-like. The transcript is spliced from 12 exons. Gene Ontology annotation, molecular function: serine-type endopeptidase inhibitor activity. The coding region runs from base 700 to 3459 and encodes 919 amino acids. Lineage: Eukaryota; Metazoa; Mollusca; Bivalvia; Pectinida; Pectinidae. The record is from RefSeq and is a predicted model, not a curated record. Gene Ontology annotation, biological process: hyaluronan metabolic process.